GUAAAGAAGCAGAAAUAAAGAGGAUAAACAAAGAACUGGCAAACAUUAGGUCAAAAUUUAAGGGUGACAAAGCUCUGGAUGGCUAUAGUAAAAAAAAGUACGUGUGCAAGUUGCUCUUUAUCUUUCUCCUUGGUCACGACAUUGACUUUGGACACAUGGAGGCUGUGAACCUGCUGAGUUCAAACAGAUACACGGAAAAGCAGAUUGGCUACCUGUUCAUCUCCGUGUUGGUGAAUUCUAACAGUGAGUUGAUCCGCUUAAUAAACAACGCCAUCAAAAACGACCUGGCCAGCCGCAACCCAACCUUCAUGGGCCUGGCCCUGCACUGCAUCGCCAGCGUGGGCAGCCGGGAGAUGGCUGAGGCGUUUGCUGGAGAGAUCCCCAAGACCCUCGUAGCGGGGGACACCAUGGACAGCGUGAAGCAGAGCGCGGCCUUGUGCCUGCUGCGCCUCUACCGGACAUCACCUGACCUUGUGCCAAUGGGGGACUGGACUUCGCGAGUGGUGCACCUCCUCAACGACCAGCAUUUGGGAGUGGUGACCGCAGCCACUAGCCUCAUCACCACACUGGCCCAGAAGAAUCCUGAGGAGUUCAAGACCUCCGUUUCCCUGGCUGUCUCCAGGUUGAGCAGAAUUGUGACAUCGGCAUCAACAGAUCUUCAGGAUUAUACUUACUACUUUGUCCCUGCUCCCUGGCUGUCAGUCAAACUUCUGAGGUUGUUGCAGUGUUACCCACCCCCAGAAGAUCCUGCAGUGCGAGGCCGCCUGACUGAGUGCUUGGAAACCAUCCUGAACAAGGCCCAGGAACCACCCAAGUCCAAAAAAGUCCAGCACUCGAAUGCGAAGAAUGCCGUGCUGUUUGAGGCCAUCAGCCUCAUCAUCCACCAUGACAGUGAGCCAAACCUGCUUGUCCGCGCCUGCAACCAGCUGGGCCAGUUUCUUCAGCACCGGGAGACCAACCUGCGCUACCUGGCCCUGGAGAGCAUGUGCACGCUGGCCAGCUCUGAGUUCUCCCACGAGGCUGUCAAGACCCACAUCGAGACUGUCAUCAACGCCCUCAAGACGGAGCGGGAUGUGAGUGUGCGGCAGCGAGCCGUGGACCUGCUCUAUGCCAUGUGUGACCGCAGCAACGCCCAGCAGAUUGUGGCGGAGAUGCUGAGCUACCUGGAGACGGCUGACUACUCCAUCCGAGAGGAGAUUGUGCUGAAAGUCGCCAUCUUGGCUGAGAAAUACGCCGUGGACUACACCUGGUAUGUGGACACCAUCCUGAACCUGAUUCGCAUUGCUGGAGACUACGUGAGCGAAGAGGUGUGGUAUCGCGUGAUUCAGAUUGUCAUCAAUCGUGACGAUGUGCAGGGCUAUGCCGCCAAGACAGUGUUUGAGGCUCUGCAGGCUCCAGCAUGCCACGAGAACCUGGUCAAAGUAGGCGGCUACAUCCUGGGCGAGUUUGGAAACUUGAUAGCUGGGGACCCACGCUCUAGUCCUCUGAUCCAGUUCAACCUGCUUCACUCCAAGUUCCACCUGUGCAGCGUCCCUACCCGGGCACUCCUGCUGUCUACCUACAUCAAGUUCGUGAACCUUUUUCCGGAAGUGAAGGCCACCAUCCAGGAUGUGCUGCGCAGUGACAGCCAGCUGAAGAAUGCAGAUGUGGAGCUGCAGCAGCGGGCCGUGGAGUACCUGCGGCUGAGCACUGUGGCCAGCACUGAUAUUCUGGCAACUGUCCUGGAGGAAAUGCCUCCCUUCCCGGAGCGUGAGUCCUCCAUCCUGGCCAAGCUCAAGAAGAAGAAGGGCCCAAGCACGGUGACUGACCUGGAAGAGACCAAGCGGGACCGGAGCAUCGAUGUGAACGGGGGCCCCGAGCCCGCCCCGGCCAGUACCAGUGCUGUGUCCACGCCUUCUCCGUCGGCAGACUUGCUGGGUCUGGGGGCCGCUCCCCCGGCUCCUGCCGUGCCCCCUGCCUCCGCUGGUGGUGGCGGGCUGCUGGUGGACGUGUUUUCAGACUCAGCUUCUGCGGUCGCACCACUUGCUCCAGGCUCAGAAGACAACUUUGCCAGGUUUGUUUGUAAAAAUAAUGGUGUGUUGUUUGAAAACCAGCUGCUUCAAAUUGGACUUAAGUCUGAAUUUCGGCAGAACUUAGGGCGGAUGUUCAUAUUUUAUGGUAACAAGACCUCCACGCAGUUCUUAAACUUCACUCCAACACUGAUCUGUGCAGACGACCUUCAGGCUAAUCUGAAGCUGCAGACCAAGCCUGUGGACCCCACUGUGGACGGGGGUGCGCAGGUGCAGCAGGCAGUCAACAUCGAGUGCCUGUCUGACUUCACGGAGGCGCCGGUCCUCAACCUCCAGUUCAGGUAUGGCGGCACAUUCCAGAAUGUCUCCGUUAAGCUGCCCAUCACACUCAACAAGUUUUUCCAGCCCACAGAAAUGGCUUCUCAGGAUUUCUUUCAGCGCUGGAAGCAGUUGAGCAAUCCACAACAAGAAGUGCAAAACAUUUUCAAAGCAAAGCAUCCCAUGGAUACAGAGAUCACUAAAGCGAAGAUUAUUGGAUUUGGUUCUGCACUCCUUGAGGAAGUUGACCCCAAUCCUGCAAAUUUUGUGGGUGCUGGCAUCAUACACACCAAAACUACCCAGAUUGGGUGCUUGUUGCGUCUGGAGCCGAAUCUGCAAGCCCAGAUGUACCGACUCACACUGCGCACAAGCAAAGACACCGUGUCUCAGAGAUUAUGUGAAUUGCUGUCGGAACAGUUCUGAUCCUCAAGGAUGGAAGAUCAGGCUCAUGUGUUUCACAAGGCGUCUGCAGCCCUGCACCACCAGACGGCUCUGUGGGUGUGGAUGGGACGCGGAACGCGGUUCCAGAAGGGCUGCAGCCGGCCUGCCCCGUCAGAGGAGGGGGCCUGGACCUGGGAAUCAAGACAGCCCUGGGGGUCGGCCUGACACAUUAAAAGGGAAAUUAGAAGUUUGAA
This is a messenger RNA of Dipodomys ordii (Ord's kangaroo rat), 2962 nucleotides long. It is a transcript of the gene Ap2a2, whose product is annotated as adaptor-related protein complex 2, alpha 2 subunit. NCBI's taxonomy places the organism in Eukaryota, Metazoa, Chordata, Mammalia, Rodentia, Heteromyidae. The record is from RefSeq and is a predicted model, not a curated record. Gene Ontology annotation, molecular function: clathrin-cargo adaptor activity. Bases 156 to 2750 code for a protein of 864 amino acids. Gene Ontology annotation, biological process: intracellular protein transport; clathrin-dependent endocytosis. The transcript is spliced from 22 exons. Gene Ontology annotation, cellular component: AP-2 adaptor complex; membrane coat.